AUGGCAGGUAACAAGGAUCUCAAAAUGAAAGGUCAACUCAUUGAGGAAAAAGAAGAAACGGUGAAGGAGGCUUACCAGAGGGCCGUCGUUGCGAAGUAUAAUGCUGAGGUGGAGGUGUAUUGCAUUGCUGGUAAACUUAAACUCUUUGAAGAGCUCUUCAACGAUGGCGUUAUGAACCAUGUUAAGGACAAGCUGGAAAAGGAACUUGCUCUUGCUCAUGCCCGUCUUUCUGAUGUGAAGGUUCCCAAUCUCGAUUGGGAAAAGCUAGGAGAGCCACAAAUGUGGCGUUAA
This is a messenger RNA of Eruca vesicaria subsp. sativa (arugula), 291 nucleotides long. The record is from the annotation of a GenBank genome assembly. Lineage: Eukaryota; Viridiplantae; Streptophyta; Magnoliopsida; Brassicales; Brassicaceae.